AUGACGGACAAUUCACAAAUUCAGGAUCCCCCUGCCGCCAACAAUGAAGGCCGCCCUAGAUUGCCCAAGAAAAGAUUUGUCGGUAGAAAAACCGUGGGCGCCCAAGCACUGCAAGAUGGGCCCGUCUCGGAAAAAUCGACACAUCAAAUUCAGACAAGUAACUAUAGGUCCUAUUUCUACUUGUCAAAUCUUGCUACUAAUAAGCACUGUUUGCUCCCAGCCCAACCCCGCCGUGCCCCACGUGCAGUCAACCAGAUCCCCUCAGACAUUCUAGAUAACGAGGACAUCAAAGCUGCUAUUUCUCUACUACCGCGGAACUAUUCCUUUGAGAUCCCCAAGACGAUCCACCGUAUCCGAACUUCCGGUGCAAAGCGUGUUGCUCUUCAGUUUCCAGAGGGCCUGCUUCUCUUUGCAACCACAAUCUCAGAUAUUUUAGCCCAAUUUUGUCCUGGAAUAGAGACUUUGAUUAUGGGAGAUGUGACAUACGGGGCAUGUUGUAUCGAUGACUAUACCGCUCGAGCGCUAGGGUGCGAUCUGCUUGUCCACUAUGCCCACAGUUGCUUGAUUCCAGUCGAUGUGACCACGAUCAAAACUCUAUACAUUUUUGUGGACAUAAGCAUCGACACGGAACACCUAAUCGCCACCUUGGAGCGAAACUUUGCUGCCGGAAAGACGAUAGCUGUGGUGGGAACCAUCCAAUUCAACGCAACUCUGCACGGUCUGAGGGCCGUCCUUGAGAAAGCCGGCUUUCGAAUUGUCGUACCACAAAUCAUGCCAUUGAGCAAAGGCGAAAUUUUAGGGUGCACUUCCCCACAGCUACCGAAGAGCGAAAUUGAUAUUCUUUUGUACCUCGGCGAUGGCAGAUUCCAUCUCGAAUCUGCGAUGAUACACAACCCAUCAAUCCCGGCAUAUAGAUAUGAUCCGUAUUCGAGGAUAUUGAGUCGCGAAAAAUAUGAUCAUGAGGAAAUGCAAACUCUCCGGAAAGACGCAAUACAGUUGGCACGAUCCGCUAAGAAAUGGGGUAUUAUCUUAGGUUCCUUGGGUAGACAGGGAAAUCCAAAUACAAUGACAUUGAUAGAGAAGCACCUGAAUGAUAGGGCCAUUCCGUUUGUAAAUAUCUUGCUUAGCGAGAUAUUCCCGGGAAAAUUGGCUACUAUGCCUGACAUUGAGUGCUGGGUGCAAAUCGCAUGUCCAAGAUUAAGUAUAGAUUGGGGCUAUGCAUUCCCUCGCCCACUACUUACACCCUACGAAGCCCUUAUUACUCUAGGUGUUCGUGAGGAUUGGACAACGGCAAAUGAUGGAAUAUACCCAAUGGACUUCUAUGCUAAGGAUGGGUUGGGAAGGACAAAACCAAUAACAUCUACAGUAUGA
Ophidiomyces ophidiicola is the source of this 1371-nucleotide messenger RNA. It is a transcript of the gene DPH1, whose product is annotated as Diphthamide biosynthesis protein 1. Gene Ontology annotation, biological process: protein histidyl modification to diphthamide. Bases 1 to 1371 code for a protein of 456 amino acids. The record is from RefSeq and is a predicted model, not a curated record. NCBI's taxonomy places the organism in Eukaryota, Fungi, Ascomycota, Eurotiomycetes, Onygenales, Onygenaceae. The transcript has a single exon. Gene Ontology annotation, molecular function: 2-(3-amino-3-carboxypropyl)histidine synthase activity.